Cyphellophora europaea CBS 101466 is the source of this 1308-nucleotide messenger RNA. RefSeq lists its product as uncharacterized. The record is from RefSeq and is a predicted model, not a curated record. Bases 1 to 1308 code for a protein of 435 amino acids. Gene Ontology annotation, molecular function: cysteine-type deubiquitinase activity; ubiquitin binding. The transcript is spliced from 5 exons. Gene Ontology annotation, biological process: protein K48-linked deubiquitination. Gene Ontology annotation, cellular component: nucleus. Lineage: Eukaryota; Fungi; Ascomycota; Eurotiomycetes; Chaetothyriales; Cyphellophoraceae.
AUGGUGGCGCCAAAUCCGGAUGAGAUGGAAGAAUUCCAGCGAGCCUCCGACAAGUAUCAGCCAGACCUUCCAGGUCCUUUCAUCAGUGAAAAACUGCCCAUUUCCGCCUUGGCUACCGAGUAUGCAGAAGCAGAUCCCAGAUAUGUAGCCAAAACGACGUCCCUCGCAGUUGGCUACGACGCAUAUCGUCAAGUCAAAGGGGAUGGCCAAUGUGGUUGGCGUGGCGCGGUUUUCCGCUACUUCGAGAUCAUCGCCGAGUCCAAAGACCAUGGCUUAGUCACAGUGGAAGAUACUCGCAUACGUUCCUUCGAAGACACUAUGAAGAUGGUUGGCAUUGACUACGACCUCCUCGUGGAUUUCUUCGAGGAAACUUGGGCGCUCUUUGGCGAGAUCAAAACCGCGCUCGAAAACAACACACCGGUCCUGCCCGUUGUCAACGCAGCAUUCAACGAUGAGAACCGCUCAAAUGCCAUUGUCUACCACUUCAAGAUGAUGACAAGCGCCUACAUGCAGCUGCAUGCCGAUGAUUUCGAACCAUUCUUGGAGAUGCCACUACAAGACUAUCGCCAAGCACGAAUCGAUCCAACCAACCAAGAGAUUGAUGAGAUCGGCUUGCAAGCAUUGAGUCGAGGUGUGUUCGCCCCGUCUGGUUUUGCUGUUGAGGUUCUAUAUCUGGACCGGAGCGUGGGAGAUGAGGUGACGCCGCACGAGUUUAUUCCUGGUGUACCUGGAACACCAACGAUCAGACUACUGUACAGACCUGGUCACUACGAUCUGAUCUACAAACAAGACUCAAGUGUCACCGUUCUGAUGACGAAUGCGCCGAUGCAGCCGCAGCAGAUGCCUCAGAAUCUAGAUGAAUCGUACCUCGACGAUCGACUCUACGAGUACAUGUUCCCCGGCACUCACAUGGACCCAAGCUAUCAAGCCACCGCCAGCUAUCACUAUAACCAGUCCCCCAGCUACAACUAUCCACCCCAGAGGCACUAUUCUCAGGAUUCAGGGUACAAUCAAGCCAACAUGUACGGCACACAGCCGUUCAGCAUGCCCCCAAGCCAACCGGUCAUGUUCCAUCCGACAGAAUCGACCCCAACUCAGACUCCUGCCUACUAUGCUUCCUCGCCUGAACCAUAUCAGUCGUCUCCAACACCGACUGUUGUGCCAAGCACGCCAGGCCCCACCGUCGCCAUAUCACCGACGUCAGGAGAGCCUGCCAUUCGACAUAGCGAGUUCAGUUCGGCCAUACGUGGGCCACGCCGUGUUCAACAUCUGAACAUCCCUCUAAACCCUCGGACGUUCGGCAGGUGA